This is a messenger RNA of Tarenaya hassleriana, 765 nucleotides long. RefSeq lists its product as uncharacterized. The coding region runs from base 1 to 765 and encodes 254 amino acids. The transcript has 3 exons. Lineage: Eukaryota; Viridiplantae; Streptophyta; Magnoliopsida; Brassicales; Cleomaceae. The record is from RefSeq and is a predicted model, not a curated record.
AUGGCUGCUUAUGACAACGGCGAGUUCAUUAUGGGUAGCAUGGGUAAGAAGAAACAUCUUAAACCAAGGGACUUACUGGAGCUGCAGAUUUCUAUCGAAUAUAUCGUGGAACCUAAAGAAGCUUUUCAAGAUGAGAGACACAGCAAGACUCUGCAACUGUCGAGCUUAGCAUCAGUCAGCGAUGCAAUCAUCGGGAGUGCAUGCAUGGCGUUUACCGGGUGCCCGAACAGAGAAGAUCGAAGAACUGCAUAUAGCGUUGCUGUCCAUCCAGCCACCCAAGACGACGGCAAAGAUACCGCUCUAUGGAAGCACAAGACCCGGGAGUAUAGACCUUGUUUCCAAACUUCAUCUACCUGGGCACAGAUUCGACAAUCACAGGAAAGUGUACAAUGGAGCAGAUUGGUAUGGUUUAUGGAAGGAAGUCCGAGAUACUCCUUCGUCCAAUGGCAAGCAAUCCAGGCUAUGUUACCAACGAAGGAUCGAUUGGGAAAUGCUGGCCCAACCAUCUUGAGGGUGACCAGGCCGGGAAACAACCCGGAACAUGGAAGAGUGGUGAUUGCGAAGCUGAUCUCCCAAGCGGCUACAUACAAGUUAUGGCGCGAAAGGAACAACAGGAUCUUCCGAGGGGAAACACGUACGAUCGGCGAAGUCCGCUCGAAGAUAGACCGCAUAAUCCGUACGAGGCUCUUAUCCGUCAAACUGACCGGUGGUAAUCCAGCAAGGAAUCUUCUACUUGAGCAUUGGUACAGGCUAACAUUGUUCUGA